CGCAGGAAGGAGGUUGCCUGGCAGCGCUGCGCCUUAGGAAGGGUGCGACAUGUAAACCUCACUCUCACAUGAUCGGCAGUCGAGCUGUGCCACCAUGUUGGGUAGGAUAUGCGUCGUUUUUCUUCUGGCGGCCUGUGUGCUGCCAGGACAGGGUAGUCUUCUGGGGAGCAAGAAGUGCACAUAUGGUCCCAGCUACUGGUGCUCAUCCCUCAAGGGUGCCAAGAAGUGCAAUGCUGUGCAGCACUGCAUCCAGACUGUGUGGGAGAAGCAGCGUCUGCCAGAGGACAAUGAUGACAUCUGUACCAUCUGCAAGAACAUGGUGCAAGAGGCAAGGGACACACUGCUCAGCAAUGAAACACAGGAGGAGAUCCGUGAAGUGUUUGAUGGAUCCUGCCGCCUCAUCCCCAUCAAGCUGGUGGCAGAUGAGUGUGUUGACCUUGCGAAUGAUUUCAUCCCAGAGCUGAUUGACACCCUGGCCUCAGAGAUGAAUCCCCAGAUGGUGUGCGCCACUGCUGGACUCUGUAACUCUGUAUCAAUAGACAGGCUGCUUCGUGAAUACAAGAAGACUCAUCCUGAUCAUGAAAAUGCAAUCAUCCCAGUCCAGACUCGGCCUGUCCAGCGGCCACAGACGCCACAGCCUGGUGACUGUGAAUCAUGCAAAGAUUUUGUAAGAAGAACAAUUCGCCUUGUGAAAACUCACUCCCGAGCUGAGCUGAUGGACCGUUUGCUAGCCAUCUGUGGCCGACUUGGAUCUCUCUCUGAUGGCUGCAUGGCACUGGUUGAAGCAAACUUUGAAGACAUUUAUGUGUUUCUCACUCAGAAAUUAACCCCUGAAGACUUCUGUGACCUUGUUGAAAUGUGUGAGACACGGAUGCAUGAAGGUGAAUUUUACCAGCAACCAGCUCUUCCUCACACUGGGGAUGAGGCAUGUGACUUCUGUGAGGUAAUUGUGCAACACUGGCGAGAUAUCCUGACAGCCAACACUACAGAGGUGGAAUUUAAGGAGAUUUUGGAUGGACUGUGUCAUCAUACUGGAAAAUUCAGUAAGAAUUGCCUUGCUCUGGUGGAUGAAUAUUAUGAACCUCUGUAUCAUCUGCUUGUGUCAGAAAUUCAUCCCAAGCAGAUAUGUGAAGCAGUUGGUUUGUGUGGAGAGACUUCAGUUUUCAACCAGCUGCCUCCAGUAUGGACUCUACUAAAGCCACAGGAGCCAGGUGUUGUGGCCCAGGUACCCCUCCUCCCAGCUCUACCUGUACAACAUGAGCCAGGCAGCAGGAUGACUGGCCAGGAUGAGGCUGCUGCCAUCAAUCAUGAGCACCAAGGGGACCAAACUCUACACCUGCCCCAUGUUUCUUUGAGUGGCUCUGGCAUUGCUGUGUCACAUGUCGGCACAAAUGGUGUUGUUGCUCCAGCUGUAGGCAAAACUAACAUCAAGGAUGACAACAAAUGUGUCAUGUGUGAGUUUGUGAUGCAGUUCCUUCGCAACAUGUUGGAGCAAAAGGACACUCGGGAGGACAUUGAAAAUGCAGUGGAAAGUGUCUGUGGGCUGAUGCCGCACCACUUGUCUGAGGAAUGUGAAGAUUAUGUGGAGGCAUAUGGAGACCAAGUUAUUGAACUGCUGGCCCAGGAAAUAGACCCAGCUAAGGUGUGCCAGAUGAUCCAUCUUUGCCCCGCUGAACCUGAAGCAAUGCCACAAAAGGAUGAUGUGUCCUGUGUGAUGUGUGAAUAUGCCAUAACUCAGCUUGACAAGAUGCUUGGAGAUCACAAGACUGAGGAAGAGAUCCGUCAAGCCUUGGACAACCUGUGUAGUGUGCUGCCCAAGACGGUGCGUGCUGAGUGCCAGUUGUUUGUGGACACCUACACAGACCAGGUCAUCCGCAUGCUUAUCAAUGAAUUCACACCUGACCAGAUCUGCAUUCAACUCCACCUCUGCAAGCCUGACACUCCUCAACUCCAGGAACUCACUAGUGCGAACCAGCUCCCUCUGUCUCGCAUGUUUGUAGGCAUCCCACCUCAGCCUCAGGUACCAUCCAACAGCAUCAGUGGCUCAAGUGGUAAGGUGCACCAGUCAACAGAAUGUGUGUUGUGCGAGUUUGUCUUGACGAAGAUUGACAAUUAUAUUAUGGAUAACACUACCAAGAAUGAGAUAAUAGAAGUGGUUGACUUUGUUUGUGCCCACCUGCCCUCCACACUCAUGAAUGACUGCAUAGACUUUGUGGAUCUGUAUGGUGACUCCAUCAUUGACAUCCUGGUGAAUCAGGAGCUGGAUCCCAAAUUGGUUUGUCAGACACUGAAGCUCUGCAAAGCUUCUUCAUUCACAGGGUUGAGGGCCACCACCCACAUGAACAAGUGUCAGAUUUGUGAGGCCAUCGUGACACAGGUGGACAAUGAACUAGAGAAGGAAGACACAGAGAGACUCAUUGAUUCCCUGCUGGAGACAGUGUGCAAGUACCUGCCUUUCAACACCAGCAGCCAGUGCCGUGACAUGGUAGAAGUUUAUGGGCCUUACUUGGCCAACCUUCUGGCGGAAGUGUUGGUACCCAGGAAGGUGUGUGAGGAGUUGCAUGCCUGUCAGAGGUCACCUGGGCAGCACAGCCUCCUCGGUGGAUCCAAGUGUACUUGGGGACCCUCGUAUUGGUGCCAGACCAUGAUCCAUGCCAAAGCUUGCAAUGCUGCCACUCACUGCCAGCAGACUGUGUGGAGGAUGCACACACCCCUCAUCUAAGUCCCUCAUCUAAGUGUUGUGCCAGCUGGGAGAGCUGCCUCAUGCUGCUGACUUUGCUCUCUCUGGAAAAAAAAAAUCAAGAGAUGAAGUUGGGAGAACAGGAGAUGGUUUGUGUCAGCAUUUCCCCUUCAUUCAAAAUUUUGUGUUUAGUUCAGGAA
Scylla paramamosain (green mud crab) is the source of this 2880-nucleotide messenger RNA. RefSeq names its product prosaposin-like (gene Sap-r). The transcript is spliced from 19 exons. The record is from RefSeq and is a predicted model, not a curated record. Lineage: Eukaryota; Metazoa; Arthropoda; Malacostraca; Decapoda; Portunidae. Gene Ontology annotation, biological process: sphingolipid metabolic process. Gene Ontology annotation, cellular component: lysosome. Bases 95 to 2722 code for a protein of 875 amino acids.